Molecule: messenger RNA, 5009 nt
Organism: Dimorphilus gyrociliatus
Lineage: Eukaryota; Metazoa; Annelida; Polychaeta; Dinophilidae
Source: the annotation of a GenBank genome assembly
GAAUUGAUCGACGAACGUUCAAGCUGUUGCAUCUAAAACUGUUAAAGGUUUAAUAGAGUAAAAAAUGUUUUUUGGAGCAUUUUUGAAAUAGAACCUUUUUUCUAUUCUCGAUUACGUAAAAACAAUUGAUAAACUAACCGUCCGGAGAUUUUAACAGGUACUUUAAAUAAUUUUUAUCUAUUUUAUUUGGGUUUUUUUUUCUUUUUUUUACUUUCACUAAAAUUAAAUCAAGCAUGCCAGAAGAAUAUUCAAGCUGCAUCAACAGUCGUAUAGUCUAUCCUUGCUGUAUCUCUUUAUGCAUGAAAAAAAAACAAACAACUAAUUAUUAUUUCCUUUUUAAUCUCUUUCGUAAAAAUUGAUAAAAAAAAAACUUCCGAAAUAUUUAAAACAAUCAAUAUUUACUUGCGUUGCAGAUGUUUACAAUCAUUUUUGGCCUCUCUUUAAAGUAAUACGAUUUUUUUUAUUCCACCGCAAAGAUGAAGAUAAUGCUGAAUUUUGUUCUUGUACUUAUAAAUGUACCAAACGUUUAUCUUCAGGAUCUGUUGUUUACGUGCGAUUUCGAGAGUACUUUUUGCAACAUGGUCCAAGAUAUGACAGAUGCAACGAAUUCGCUCUUUGAAUCAGGUUCUUUUGAUUGGCAACGAUAUACUGGAAAAACGCCAACAUCGAAUACAGGUCCAACUACUGGAGAUAAUCAAAGUAAAUACUAUAUCUAUAUCGAGACUAGUGAUCCUCAGCGAUCAAAUGAUGCGGCUAGAAUAUUCCUUCCAACCUUACCUUUUCAAGAGGAAAUAUGCCUCGAGUUUUCUUAUCACAUGAACGGUUCAGAUAUGGGCACUCUAAAUAUUAUAACUCAAGCGGCUAUUGGACGUGAUAGCCCUAAGGACAUAGUCUGGACUAGAUCAGGAACCCAAGGGAAUGAAUGGAAGGAAGAAAAAAUCUCUGUAAAUGGAAGAAGAAGAAUUGGGUUUGAGGGUAUUAAAGGUCCAGACUUUCGAUCAGAUAUUGCUAUCGAUAACAUCAAAGUAAGUUCUGGAAGUUGCUUUCAAGCUCCAUCAAUUUCGCUACCCUUCACCUGCAAUUUCGAGCAAAAUUUUUGUGGUAUGACUGCAAGAAAAACUGAAAUUGCUCCAUUGAAUUGGUUAAGAUGGAUUGGCUCGACUCCUACAGCAGCUACUGGUCCGUCUGCUGCAGAAAGUGGCCAAUGGUAUACUUUUGUUGAAGCUGAUGGAACAAGAAGUGGUGACAAAGCUAUAAUAGAAACACCAUUGAUUGCCAGAUCAAGUGAUGUUUGUAUUGAAUUUUACUACCAUAUGUACGGAGCAAACCAGGGUUCCUUUUUAGUUUAUGUUCAAAGCAAAACUCAAAAUAGACCGAUAUGGCAAGAAACAGGUAAUAAAGAUAAUAUUUGGCAAAUAGUUAGAGUGCCAACUACUUUAUCGGUUUCGGACAAAAUUGGUUUUGUGGCUACUGUGGGAAAUGGUAGAUUUAGUGAUAUAGCUAUGGACUCCCUCCGUAUAACAAAUGGCGCCUGCCAAACAUCGGGAAGUUCGAUACCUUGGAGUUGUAAUUUUGAGAAUGAUCUGUGCUCUUUUAACACCUUUGAGAGAAAUGACUACUGGAGAAGGCACACUGGGCCAACUUUUACUCCAAAUACUGGGCCAUCAUUUGCCAAGGGAGGAAGAUAUUUUAUGUACUUUGAAGCUAAUAGUGGACCAGAUAGGGCUGGAAUGCAGUCUCCAUCCUUCUCAUAUACAGGCCCCGUUUGCGCUAAUUUCUACUACCAUGCAUACGGUGCUAACGUAGGCGAACUAACACUUUGGACGCAAAAUCGCGGCCCGAAUGAUCCUUGGUGGAAAAUUGUUGGAAAUCAGGGAAACAUAUGGAUAAACGCCCAGGUACAAAUAUCUCUGUCAGGUAAUGACAGGGUUGGUUUGAUAGCAAGACGAGGUAAUGGGGAUCAGUCUGAUUUUGCAAUAGAUGACUUUUAUUUAGAACCAAGAGAAUGCCCUUCAAUAGCUUUACCAUGGUCAUGCGAUGUUGAAAAUGGAUGGUGUCAAUUGAAAAAUAAAAUUCACUCUGGGGUAGAUCAAUUUGAUUGGACAAGAACAAAUAAGGUAUCAUCUAUAGCUAACACCGGACCUACUCGCGCUCAAUCGGGUGCCUGGUAUCUUUACGUUCAAGCUGACGGUAGAAGUGCUGGAGAUAACGCGCUAUUAGAGACACCCGUGUUCAAUUUCGUCACUAGUGUUUGUCUAUCAUUUCAUUAUAAUUUGAAUGGUGUCAACGUUGGAUCCCUAGUUGUGUAUACUCGAAGUCAAGGAUCAAAUAAUCCUUCCUGGGAGAGUCAUGGUAAUCAAGGUAAUGUCUGGAAAAAGAAGAGUUUAACCUUGGUACUGGCAUCCAUGGAUACAAUCAUUUUCAAGGCAGUAAUGGGAAAUGGUAUUUUCGGAGAUAUUGCAAUUGAUAAUUUGAACAUUCGUGCAGGAUCCUGUCAGAAUUCACAACUGCCUCUUCUUUGUGGCUUUGAAACAAUUGGGCUAUGCGGAAUGUUACAGUUGAAGAAUGAUGAUUUUGAUUGGUUAAGAAGUACAGGAUCCUCUCCCGCCACUAAUAGUGGACCCCAACGAGCGUUUGCAGGAAACUGGUAUUUAUUAGCUGAUUCAAGGGCAAGAAAAGCUGGUGACAGAGCAAAUUUAGAGACACCGAUUAUAAAUCAUAUAGGAGACAUUUGUUUGUCAUUUUAUUAUAUGAUGUAUGGUUCUACAGUUGGUCAUUUAACUAUUUAUACUGAAAAAAGAGCCUCAGGGGCAUAUUGGUGGAGUAAGCACGGAGAUCAGGGAAAUGUUUGGAGACCAGCUCAAAUUGACAUUAGAAUUGAGGCUCAAAAUGAUAAAAUUCUUUUUGAUGCAUCAGCAAACGAGGGUCCUUCAGGGGAUAUAGCCAUAGAUGACUUGCGUAUAGAACAAGGUCGAUGUCUUGACAAUGACAAUUCUGGUGGGAGCGGUCUUCCUUUUCAAUGCAGCUUUGAGAAUACCGACCUUUGUGGGCUUGUUCAGUCAACAUCAGAUGACCAAAAUUGGAUAAGGAUAAGUGGCCCAACACCAACCUCUGAGACAGGACCAGAUAGAUCUUCAGAUGGACAGUUUUAUAUCUAUUUUAGGGCAAGUGCGGUCAACACGAACAGUGCCAGAGCAAUAAUAUCGACAAUGCCCAUUCGAUAUAGUGGUGACAUCUGUAUUCGAAUGGACUAUCAUAUGUUUGGGAUCAACAUGGGGCAGUUAUUUGUAUCAAAUAAUUUGCAAAAUCUUUGGUCAAGUACUGGUGAUCAAGGAAAUAGUUGGAGACAAGCAAAUAUAGAAUCUAGAAUUAGUUCAGGAAACUCUAUUCGUUUUACAGCUGUUAAAGGAAAUGGAAUAUUCGGCGAUAUAGCCAUAGAUCGUUUAAGCAUAACAGCAGGAAGUUGUACCACUAAUACAGUUCGUUUACCAUUCCAAUGUACUUUUGAAUUUGAUUUAUGUCAAAUGGUACAAAGCAAAGCAGAUAAUGGAGACUGGCAACGAAUUAAUGGACCAACACCAUCAGAUGCAACUGGCCCGGAUAAGGCACAUAGCGGGAAUUGGUAUAUUUUUCUCAAUUCCAGAAUGUUUUCUUUUAAUGACAGAAUUAAGAUUCAUACGCCUGCGAUUGACUAUGACGGAGCCAUAUGCUUGAGUUUUUACUAUUAUAUGUAUGGAAGAGACGUAAAGCGAUUGUUUGUUUACGGAACAGCUGCAGGUGAAAUGAAACCGAUUUUUGACAGGACUAAUGAGCAACCUAGAAGUUGGCAAAGUGUUGAGGUUGAUUAUGCAAUUAAACGCGACGAACAACUUGUUUUCGUUGCCGAAAGAGGCUCUGGAAUUCAAUCUGAUAUAGCUGUAGAUUCCAUUCUUAUCAAUCCAAACUCAUGUUCUGGAGACAGAUUUAGUUGUGACGCUGAAAAUGUUGGAGUUUCUACGUCUAGUCAAUGUUACCUUUCUCAAAUACACACAGACGAUUUACAGUGGUUGAAAGGUACAGGAAAAACUCCAUCUGGCAAACUCUUCGAUAGAAAGAUUAACAAUGUUCCAAUACCUGUUACUGGUCCAACUCGUGCUCAGCAAGGAAGUAGUUAUUUGUACAUAGAGGCUUCAAAGGCUGGUGAUGGGCAGGUUGCUAGAUUAAAACUAGAUGGUCAAGUUAUAAAUAGUGGUGGUGCAAGAUGCUUAAGAUUUUGGUAUUGCAUGAACGGCUAUCAUAUUAAUUCUCUUAGAGUUUUUCAAAGCGAUUCAAUUACAAAUUUUCAAAGGAUUCAACGUUGGGAAAUAUCUGGCGAUCAAAAAAAUCUUUGGAAGGAAGCUGCAGUUGAUUUGACAUUACCGUCUUCGGGCGGAAAUGUUGAAUUUGAAGCGGCUACUUCUGGUCAUUACUCCGGCGACAUUGCUAUUGAUAAUGUUAUUUUUACAUUUGGUCCCUGCCAAGCUUCAUCUACUGUUACUCUAUGGGAAUGCAAAUUCGAAAUAGGUGGCAACAUUGCCACAUUUUGUAGAAUGGAACAAGAUAAGAGAGAUGCAUUCGACUGGUCUUUGCUAUCGGGAGAGACUCCGUCAAAAAUGACAGGACCAAACAGGGCGUACAAUGGCGAGUAUUACAUUUUUAUAGAAGCGAGUAAACCGAGGAGAAGAGGAGAUAUGGCCAAAAUUCUCUUACCUCAAUUGAAUACUGGUGGAAGAGGAUGUCUCCAAUUUAAAUAUCAUAUGUACGGAUUUCAUAUAAACGAACUAAAUGUCUUUACAAGAAUUGGAUCUCAAGACACAAUCAUCUGGAAGAAAGUUGGACAACAAGGAAAUAGAUGGAUAGGCGAUCAAGUUAACAUUGAAACUAUGAGUCCAAAUAUUCGAAUAGGUUUUACUGGUAUAAGAGGAGGGGAAUAUUCGGGAGAUAUAGCUCUGGACGAUAUCCAAUUACUACCAGGAACAUGUCCAACAUAA